Uranotaenia lowii is the source of this 1953-nucleotide messenger RNA. RefSeq lists its product as uncharacterized. The record is from RefSeq and is a predicted model, not a curated record. The coding region runs from base 528 to 998 and encodes 156 amino acids. The transcript is spliced from 3 exons. NCBI's taxonomy places the organism in Eukaryota, Metazoa, Arthropoda, Insecta, Diptera, Culicidae.
GUUUUGAAAAAGGUAAACACCCAGCGUGUUUAAAUCUAGGGUGGAACAACUUUGACACAAAGUAGGCGCGGUGAAGAAGUGGGGACGGAAGCUAAAAUUUUGACAGCCUAUUACAUUGUUUACGUUUCGUAUCAAAGGAAAUUAAUGAAAAGUAUAACGAAACAGUCGUGCCUUGGUAGUGGUGUUUUAUAUGACGUCACCAUCAACUUGAUCCAAAUCUAUUUUUUUUGUUUUUAAUACAACAAACAACAGUUACUGUUUUUCUACUCCGUAUUAUUGCCGCCUUUGUAAUCUGUCGAGGACGAAUAUAAAUAUCGAGGAAAGUGUAUGGCCCUGAUGGUCGGUUCCGGCUGGACGGAUCGAACUAGCAGAACAUCGGACCCAAAAUCGAUACUUGAGCUUCUGAAAAUCAAAUUCACCCUGUUGCGGUCUACAUCGGACGAGACCAGCAGUACCAAGGCGGACAUCAGAAGUGUUUCAGUAUGGUUUCGAUCAGCAACUGGAAAUGUUAGACAUCGGAGAACUGGAUGAAGAUAACGAAACAGAGCUCCAACAUUUUUUUAUCUGUUAUCGAAACCGUUGCGCUGAUUGCCGAAAUUGAGCCGAGCUUUCCCGGAAUUCCCUUCGGAUGCCAGUGUCACUUACACGCAGGUGCCCUUCACGAUCGGUUCAGUAUUUCGGGCCUCCAGCAGUAUAUCUUCGUCGAGAUCGCCGGAACUAGACUUAAUUUCAUUGUGAAAUUGACAGCGCGGGUAAGCACACUGUUACACGAGCGUUCGGAAAAGGUCAGCACGUCACUUGAGGAUCUGAUGGCUACCAAAAUCGUGAAGGAUGUUUUUCAAAUUUCAAGUACGCUGCGUAGCUUGCUGCUGGGAAUGCACUUUGUGAAUUCCGUUCCAAGAUUUCUGACGCCUCCGCAGAAUGUUCGUAAAGUUCAACUAAGAACGCUGACCAAUGCGGGCACCCAAUUGUUGCUGGGCGUAAUUACGCUCAAUUAGUGUCAACCUGCGACCAAAAUACCUCGUCCCACUGGACCACUGGUUCAGAGUGAUCCGCAUCACUUGGAUCGAACGACAAGUCGAGCCGUAUGCACAAACAAAACAAACAUUCGAAGGCCGAGCUGCCUUAUGUACUUCAGAAAUACAUUGCAUUUAUUGCCAGUGAUUUGAUUAGACUAAUCUGACCCAUACGAUACACUGUAAAUUUUUGCUUCGAUUUCCAGCAAAAAAAAUUGCUGGAAACGUUCAGCAAUCCAAAUUUUUGCUGGAAACCAGCAAUCGAUUUUCUUAUUGCUGGAUUUUUCAGCAUUCGGUUGUGUUCUUGUCAUUUUUGCUGGAAAAUCAGCAAUCGGUUUUCAAAUUGCUGGACUUUCCAGCAAUUGGUCUAGUUUGCUGGAAAAUCAGCAAUCGAGUUGUCAAAUUGGAGUCUGUUUGUUUUCGUACGCUGAAGCAAGGUGAGACUCUUUUUCACGAAUUUUGUUUAUGUUAAUACCAUUUUUUUUUAUUUUCCUCUAUAUUCUAGCAACCAAACAUCAAGUCAAGGGUAAGUUUGUAUUGGAAAUAGAUUUAUUGGAUUCAUGAAAGGUAUUAAUCAAAUCUCUAUUUCAGGUGGCGAAUGAUUAUCACAUUGUCACAAAGCUGCCACCCCGGAGGCGGUGUUGGUAUAUUGACAAAACAUAUGUCUCUGCUAAUUUAUUUAAUUCAUAAUAAAAAAAAUGGAAGAAAAUAAAUGUUUUUUGUUACUUAUCAUGCGCACAGCCAGUUUCAAUAUUUAAAUUCGAAUUGAAAUAUAAAUUUGAUACCAAAUACAGCCGAAUGUUUUGAUAGAAAUAGCUGAUUUCCAGCAAUCUGGAUUGCUGAUUUCCAGCAAUUUGAAUUGCUGGAAACCAGCAUUGAUGUUUGCUGAUUUUUCCAGCAAUUGAUAUUGCUGGAAAUAUUGCUGGAAAGUCAGCGG